Messenger RNA from Podarcis lilfordi (Lilford's wall lizard), 13573 nucleotides. The record is from the annotation of a GenBank genome assembly. NCBI's taxonomy places the organism in Eukaryota, Metazoa, Chordata, Lepidosauria, Squamata, Lacertidae.
AUCUGCAUCAAGAGCAAUGGGGGAUGAGAAAUCAACAUUGGGAUCUGCUGCCCCUGUGGAUCCUGCCACCUGAGGCUUCACCCUGCCUCAUAGGUGGGCUGGCCCUGAGCAAAUGAAUGUACAAAAGCUGUUGAAAUAUGCACAUCCCUCAAGGUCUAUUGGGGAAUCAAGGUCUGCCGAUCAGGAAAUGUGUAGAAUUGAGAGACAGAUUAUAUGCACCUACUCCAUAUGGAGUGCUGGAUGUGUCUAAUGGCUGGUUGCUACACAUAUCAACUUCUCCACUCACACGACACUUAGCCUGAAUGAAGGAGAGGACCAUCUGGUCACAUGGGCUUCCACUGCCCUGACCCAGGUUGAUAUAUCUCAGUAACAACUUGGCAUUAGAUUAGUCAGCUGCCUCAGAAUAUUCAGAAUGAUCUGAAUAAUGCGCAACAUUGUCAUUUCCAUCACUACUGCUAGUGAUAUCAUCAUCUCAUCUUAUAUGUGUGCCUGAGACACAUUAUGCCCAGAAACAUGCAAAAAGAAAAAGAAAAAGCUUUCUAUAAUGGCUGGCCUAAUUUCGGAAAAAGCUUGCUUUUUUGUUCACAAUGAACUUGUCACCUUCUCUGUGGAAAUGCCUUUCUAAGGAUUUCAAAGGAUUCCACCCACUUUCAUUUAACGUGUGUGUGUGUGUGUGUGUGUGUGUGUGUGUGUGUGUGUAUGGUGGCAAUGAACAAAAUUCAGAAAGGUUCUUAGAGAGAAGUUAGAUGUAUCAGAAUCACAGAUACACCAGUUGAGUUAUUUUAGGGUAUGGCAGAAGGCCUGCUAUACGCGUGUAUCUGAAGUUACGCAUCAGACAGUGGAAAUUUUCUGUUGCAACACAUGAGGAAAGACCAAUCCCCUUCCCUUUCUAUAGAAAGCCCUGACCAUAGAAGCCUGCCGAGACAUCUCCCAAACCAAUACAGCCACCCAAAUCUACACCAUGGGCUCCCCCUUUCCCCACCCCCAAUAAUUCAGCAAAUUGUUAACAGAAGUACCUUCAAAUUCAACCUAAAGGAAUACCUUCACCCCAGCAGGCUAUCUGACUGGAACAUUUGAAUUUCCCCCACCUCUUGGAGAGCUCCCACCCUUCACAGAAUGAUCUAAUGUUCUUAGUUCUUUGAAAGAUUGGCAGAGUCCUGGCCAGAAUCUGCAGCCAUGAAAGCAGAGGUUGCUCUCCAUUCACCUGCCUGUAAGCAAUUUCGUUGUUAGGUUUUCUGAUAAGACCAAGUGAGCCUCCCUAGGCUCCCUAUGCAUUCCACAUAUGGGGAGCCACCACAGAAAAAGCCAGUUCUCAUGUUCCCACCCUCUGGGCCUCUCAUGGAGGGGGCAUAUGAAGAAGGGCUUCAGAUGAGAAUUGCAGGGUCUGGGUUGGUUCAUAUGGGGGAGGCGGUCCUUGAGGUAUUGCAGUCCUGAGCCAUUUAAGGCUUUAUGGGUCAGAACCAGAAACUAAUUGACAACCAGUACAGUCAGGCCAGGAUCUAUGCUCAAACCAUCUUGCCCCAGAAAGCAACCUGCCUGCUGAAUUCUGCACCAGCUGAAGUUUCCAAACUGUCUUCAGAGGCAGCCCUAGGUAUAACACAUUGCAGUAUUCUAACCUCGAGGUUACCAGAGCAUAGACAACAGUAGUUAGGCUAUCCCUGUCCAGAUAAGGGUGCAGCUGGGCCACCAGCUGAAGCUGAAGCUGAAGCUCUCUGUGCCACCAAGUCCACCUGAGGCUUGAAUGUGCAUUAAAUAUAGGGUGUGUAUGUAGCCUUGCUGGCAGCACUAAAUGGCCUGCCAGUACAGAGAAACCACAGGGUUGGAGUUCAUCAGCAACCUAAUCCAGUUCUGUAUUAGGACAGGUGUGGGGAGCCUGUGACUCUUAUCAGCCCCAGUCAUCAUGGCUGGCUGUCAGUGAAGACGGGAGUUGUAGUACACAAGUUGAAGGCCACAGAUUCCCCUUCUCUGUGCUAGUGCUGUCCAAUGCUGCUGGAUGGAGAGCCCAGUGUAGCGCAUGGAGGAUUGCUGCUCUGUGCCACUCAAAGCUUCCCUGGUAGAUUUCAGCGGAUCAUGCUGGCAUUCAAAAGCACAUGAGAAGGCUGGUCUUUUGGCAGCCAUAAUUGUAUAUGCCUCUAAUCAUAUGUAUUAUUUUCAUCACUUAUGGCAUUACUUUAAAAGGCAUAAGGGGAGAGCGUCCAGCCUCUUUGCGUUCUUUUAUUUUUUGCCCUAUAGGGCUAUCUGACCAUAAUACUAAUAAUGGUGAUAACAAGUGUUUAUAUAACUGUUGUGAAUGUUCAAAGCACUCUGCAUAAAUAAUUGUUAAUCUACCAGUGGCACCUGGUUGUUAACCAGAAGGUUGGUGGUUUGAGCCCACCCAGCAACAGCUGUGAGCAGGAUUCCGUCAUUGCAGGGGGCUGGACUAGAUGACCCUCAGGGUCCCUUCUAACUCUACAAUUCUGUGUAAUUGGUAGAUAACAAAUUGGUUGCUCUAAGGGAUACCAAGCUUCUGGUUGAACCCAUUUCAGAUCUCUUCUGAAUGUGCCAGAACUGCUGAUUUGACCACAGUCUUGGUUUUUCCAAGGGAAAUCCUGGCAGGGUGGAAGUUUGGUCAGCUCCUAAAAAUCUCUGCUUUAAAGUGAGGCUGCGCUUUGGGAGGGAGGUGCGUGGAGAGAAGAGGAUCAAAAGGGACUGGGAAAUCUUUAUUAUUUUGCUCCCUUGCACAAAGACAGCAGGCAGACAACACCAAAACGCUAAGCAGUGUGGAUGAAAAGCGCAUUUAUGCCAGGAAUUCAGUACCUGGUACACUUUGCUGCUUCCCGGUUCAUUGUCAAACUGCAUUUGCAGCAGCAGCAGCAGCAACAACAACAACAGCAGCUCUUCACUUCCCUGCUGACAGCUAGAAUGACUUGAUUCUCAGGCUGGCCAGAUGAAAGGGAAUGUGUGUCAUGAUACGGACAUAGAGCCAGAGCACUUUGUUGUUGUUUUUUUUAAAAUGAUAUUUAUUGAAAAUUUUUUAGAAUUACAAAAGAAAACAAGGUAGAAAAAGAGAAAGAAAAAACAAAGAAAAAACAAACCACAUCAAACAAUACAAAUUAAUAAAAAUCAAAAUCAAAAAAUAGCACAACAUGGUCAAAAAACAAAAAUAUACCACAAACAUUUAAAAACAAAUCCAUUAUUCUCAAAUCCUUAACUGUCAUUACCUUCUUUCUUUGACCUCCUCCUCCUCCCUUUUUGUAUCCUAGUUGUUAAUUGUCGCAGCAAAUCCUUUCCAUAUUUCAUAAUAUUCUGUCAUUACAUUACCUUAAUCUAUUUUAAACUUAUCUUACUAUUAAAACCAUAAAACAUAAAAAUUAAAUCUUAUUUUUACAAAUAUCACAUAACCAUAAUAUUCUAACAUAAUUCUUUAAACAUUUUUGCUAAAGCCAAAUAAUUUCGUUCCAACAUUUUUCUAACAUUCAUCAGUUUUAUAAAACAAUCCUAAUAAUAAAAAAGAAAUAAAAAAAACAAUCCAAUCUUCAUCCAGCGUCUCUUCCUCCUGGUCCCGGGUUUUGUCAGUCCUUUUUAUCUCAUCAAUCUAGCGCAUUAACCUGGUAAUCUUAUAUCCGAGGCCCUUAAGUCCCUUCCAUGUCCCUUCCACGGCUCUUCUUCAUAUUUAUAACUGUAUUUUCCUUUGUCUCCUGCUCCUUUCACUCGUGGGAACUCCAGCUUAGCAAUGUUUUUGACCCUUCUCGACAUAUCAGCCCCUUUUCCAUAGUCCACACUAAACUCCAUGUGAUAUUUAAGAACAUGUUUCAAAGUCUCUCCAAAAUUAAGAGCCCCCACAACCCCAAACAUCUCACGGCCCAUUGCCAGACUUGAAAAGUCCAAACAUCCCUGCAUAGGGGGGUCUAUCCAACCCCCCAUUUCCAAACCAAACCAAACUUUAUCUUUCCAAAUCUGGCUUUUUCCAAGUUCAUUUGUCAAAUCCAAAAGCUCAUGUUCCUGCUGGGCCACAGCUCCCUCCAUCUCUGGCGCCCAAGAUUCAGCAACAUCCUCUUCCCUCAUCUGUUCUGUCAGGGCACACUCCUGAUUUAAUUCCUGAGUGGGCUCCAUAUAAUUUCCCACUGCCUGUUCAAAAUUUUUGAUUGCAUCAGUCAUCAAGUCCGUCUUCUCAUGUAGCUGUUCCAGUAGGGCACUUGUUUUACAGAGAGCACACAGCAGAGCUUCUGAAUACAUUGUCCUGCAAGGUCAGAAGUCUAUUCCCACGAUUGUAAUCUGUAACAGCUGCAAGCUCCCCGAUUCAGAAUUAGUUACAGUUUCACAGGCUCCCUCUAGGGGAAAAACUUCUAUUUGUUCUUUUCUUUUAAAGACAAAUCUAACAACAAAGUUUCCUUUUUCAGAUAUUUUGUCAAUAUUUAUUCCUUUAAAAUGCGAAGGGGAACAAUGGAAUCACUAUGUUUCUCUUCUUUUAGCUAUCUGUCAAAAACGUUUGUCUCUGGUCAAUGAGCUUCAAAAACCGUCAGUCCUGACACCCCGCUCCAGGAUCAAGACGGUGGAAAGUUACUUUACUUUACACUCACUUCUGCAGGUUUAAACAGUUCAGGAAAAAUCCCCCCCUCUUCUCCUGCUUCUGAAGGGGGUUCAACAAUCUUAAAUGAUGAAAGUUAGUCCUUUACAAGCGAUUUUCUGAGCUCUAGUUUGCCAUGUCUUUGCUUUAAUCUAUCUACAAAGAAACGGAAGGCUGACUUCCUGUUUAGACCUUCCCGUUUCAGUGCCAAAUUGAAAUAAACUUUUAAGUCCAAUUUUCCUUUCUGCACGCAAGUCCUUAUUUAGAGUCCAAUUGUCCGAAAUUUAAGUACUCACGGGUGAUUGUUUUAGAAGCCAAAUUGUCCCAGGAAAAGGCAGCGCUCUCCGGCAACGGCUGUGCGGCUUCGCUCCACGGAAGAAGCAGUUGACUCUCAGCACCGCGCCACUUCCCCCUCUUCGCUCCGGAGCCCGUUAGUGGGUUCCUUUGCGGGUUGGGGGGGCGCUAAAGGUGCCCGCCGAGUCCCAUGGUCACAGGCUUCAUCCGCCUGUGAUUUUUGAAAGGGUCCCCGCUUCGCCGUAGCGGGAAAGACCCGUUUCCCGUGGAGCUGGUCCCUCCAGAUCAGAGGGAAUCCGCCAUUACCGAUGGCGCCACCCCGGAAGUCGGAGCCAGAGCACUUUGUGAGUCAGCGACCUGCAUAGGGAGCAAAGUGGCCAGUUUCCAGGGGAAGACCGGAGAGAGCUGGGAGGCCUCCGGGCCCCAGCGGGCUGAACCUGAGAGAGCCUGCCCUCAGGGCCAGAGCUCCAGCUGCAAGGGGCAACAAGGGAAUGAAAGAUAUGAGGAGCAGGACCUGAGAACGGGGUAACCCUGGCGUGUAUUUGCUGAAUGAGUAAGAGGGUUGGGAAAACACACAAAAGCUAUCAUUAAGGACAGGAGUCCCAGUUCUAAUUUGGGUCUUUCUUCAAGUGGGAAAUUUAUAAAACAACAACAAUCAAAGUUUUAUUAUAAGGGGUUAUUUUUGUAACCCACUAUGGGAUUGAUUUUAAUGAAAAGCAGGCUAAACGUGGCUCAAAUAAACAGAGUGGCAGCAAUCUGCCUGCUUCUCCAUGCAAUUAAGUGCUUGAUUUGGCCUGGGAGAACAAUUCAAAGAGCCCUGCCUCUGGUCUGCAGUAUGAGCGGCAGACUGCUGUUGUUGAUGCAAGCUACCCUUUCUCAGUGCAACUGUCUCCCACCUGGAAUAGGGGCAUAAGGGUGAACUGCACCACAGGGUUGUUGUAUUUUUCUUUAUCAACCCAACUGUUGUGUGCAGAUAAUUCACCAGAGGAAAAUAGCAAUAGCAGCCAUUGGUAUUGGGGGUGGGGUGCUAGUCAACAUGGCCCCACAGUCCCCUCCACAUGUGUAUUCAGCUUAUGGAGGGGACCCCUGUGUCUGUGCCUGAAUAUUACAAAUUCAGGUAGAAAAGCCACUCUUUUAAAGCAAAGAGCUUAGCCCUGUCUAUAAAUGAAGUCCUUUUAAUUGCCCACAAGAAUUGACCCACACGCUAAUCUGCAUGUAGCUUGCUGGUGCCUGGGGGGGCAGGCGGGGGGUGGGCAGCCCAGUCCAUGCCCCACCAGAACAAUGUGGGGCCACGCUGAGCCACCUGCCUGCCCACGAGGUGGCCUUUGGCAAGUGGAGAGGAGCACCAGGCUGGGCCACACUGGGGUUGCCUGUGUGGGUGCGCCUUGUUCGCAUCCCCUCAAAAAUUGUGUGCUCGAAGUCACUGCCCCCCCGGCACACACCCCACGAUACCCCGUUAUGUGUCUAAAUAAGCAUGCUUAACUUUGCCACUCUUAUUUUACAGAAAAAGCAAUCCAAAACAUGCCCUUGAUACAGUAUUCUGUUGGAAAUCGGGCCCUCGGGCAUCAAUGGAAGGAGGGGAAGCUGCCCACCAGGUGCUGAAGUCUGUCUACACAGAGCUGUGCCUGGUACCUUCAUUAUACAGUUUCUGUCAUAGGCUGAAGACACACUGCUUUACUGUGGCCUUUGACAACUGAGAUGUAUAUUUUUAGAACCCACCUUACUUGCGUAAUUUAAAGGGUUUUUAUACUGUUUUUAAUAUUGUGUUUUAAUUGUUGUGACCUUAGGGUGAAUGCUGGGAGGAACAACAACAACAAGUUCUGUAACCUGUCCUGGGAACAUAUGGUGAAGGGCGGGUAAGAAAACUAACUAAAAAUAAUAAUACUUAAAAAUAAGAACCCAUGAGCUGGCCAGAAAUAUAAGUUCUCCUUAGAAAUAAUCAUGUAUGACCUGAAACACACCCAAACAGUGUACUUGUAUGUUUCUGGAGCCUCAUUGGGGGAGUGUUAAAGCAGUUUAAAACUGGCUUUAGUUUAUAAUGUAUUUUGGUCCUUUUCAGGGAACUGCCAUCAGUACUGGAGGGGGAGAGCAAAGGCCAGAGGGAUUCCAGAGAGCGUCCAGGGAUCGGGAGGAGCAGCCCAUCUUCUGGGGAAGAGAAUCAGCGUAGCACCAGUGGAGAAGGGGGGCAGCUGGGGGGAAGUGGCGAGGCGGUCUCAUGACUCCUUGCCUGGGACCAGCGGGGAGAGUAGGGGUCCUCUGUUGCCCACGCCCUCCCUGCGCAGAAGGCUUCCACGCAGAGAGAGUAGGAGGAGACUAGGCGUCAAAGAGCUUCUUUGCUGGAAGAAGUUUAAGAAACGCCCACUCACGGAUUCUGCCAGCGAUUGAGUCAGCCACGGGUGAGUGGCUGUCCGGACAGAAAAGGUUCACUUAGGCAACCCAGCCAGGUGUUUGCAUCCAGCCGGGGAGAUAGGCACCUGCUUACGCACGAGCAACCCCUUAGAACCAUUACAGUCCUGAAUUUUUUUUUUUGAUGGGGGAUGGGUCUUGGCUUCCCAUGGACAGGGAGAGUACAGCUGAUUUCAGGUGUUUGGGAAAGCAGCAGGGGCAGGAGAAGACCAUUUGCCUUUUGGUCUGUUAAAUCCACCACUGAAUAAUAAUAAUAAUAAUAAUAAUAAUAAUAAUGCAGCUGUCCAGACUGCUGAGCUCUUAGAUCUGGCAAUACAUGUAUCAAUCAGUCUCUUGUCUCUUGAGAUGACAGCUCUUGGAAGCCAAAGAGAAACCUUUCAACUAGAUUAAAGAGGUGCUAUUAAUUGCUAUUGAUCAUGGGUCAAAAAAUUAAAUUGCAUCUGCAACCACAUCUAUGAAAGGUCUAAAUGAGAAAAGCAGUUAAUGGGUCUGGCUGGCCCCGUUCUGUAAUUAAUUAAAAGGGAUGAGAGCAUUACUAAAGAGAGAGAGAGAGAGAAAAGAUUGAGAUCUGAGUGGAUAGCUUUGGAAGUACCAGAAUUAAGACAACUCACAUCCACAAAGCAAUGUAAAUUACAAGUUAAUUGUAAGUGGUCUGAGAAGUUAUGAAGAGGAAAAUGGGCAUACCUUUCAUUCAUAAAUUUAUUGGAAAGAAGACUGAUAAACACCUAAGUGGCUUAGGAUAAAAGGUUCCCUACAUCUCUUUGGGGCUGCUUGCAUCUAUUACAGGCAAAUGGCCAAACCCAAGCGGCCCUUUCCUUCUUUGGGGAAAAGCCAUUUUAGGAAAGGCUGAGUUGGAAGGGGCAGGCGGUGGGGAGCCGCUUCCUCCCUGCAACCUCUCUGCUCUAAUGUGACCCCAUCAAGCUGCUUGUCUCCCCACUGCUCUGGGGUUCUCAGUGUGUGUUUUGUGACAAGUAGAGACUUUUGAAAUGUAACAAACAUGGGGGUGGGUAUUUGGACAGAAAGGGAUGUUGCCCAAGUUCGGGGCUUUCCCUUAGGCUCCUUUAACUCCACUGGUUCCAGAAUCCUACCCAUGAUAUGAUGAGGACUGGAAUGAGUAAGUUUCCAUUUCCUUUUAAUUAGUGACCUGGUUAUAUAUAUUAUGGGUGUGUGUGUGUGUGUGUGUGUGUGUGUUGUUGCCUAUAUUUUUAGCUUUAGAGGAAAUGCAUAAUAGAAAAAAGCAGAAACAAAUUUGCAAAUGCUAAUUUAUACAUAUAGAAGCAACUUUAGAAAUAAUACUAUAAUCUAGCUAGAAAUACAUCUUGCCAUAGUGGGGAAGGCCAUGACCAAGUGACUUGUCUGCCAUAAAAACCAGACCCAUCAAGUACCCCUAUUUUCCAGGGACAGUCCCACAUUUACGGAAGCCAUCCGGGUUUCUGAUUUGAUCCCAGAAUGCCCCACUUUUCCUUAGGAUGUCUCUAUUUUCAUCGGAGAAAUGUUGGAGGGUGUGGAGUUAUGUGACCCCCUGAGCCAAAGAGAUAAGUAACUAUACAACCUUUAGAAGAUAUCUGAAGGCAGCCUUGUACAGUGGUACCUUGGGUUACAUACGCUUCAGGUUACAGACUCCACUAACCCAGAAAUAGUGCUUCAGGUUAACAACUUUGCUUCAGGAUGAGAACAGAAAUCGUGCUCAAGCGGCGCGGCAGCAGCAGGAGGCCUCAUUAGCUAAAGUGGUGCUUCAGGUUAAGAACGCUUUCAGGUUAAGUACGGACCUCUGGAACGAAUUAAGUACUUAACCUGAGGUACCACUGUAUAGGGAAGUUUUAAAUGUUUUAUUAUGUUUUUAUAUAUGUUGGAAGCUGUCCAGAGUGGCAGAUGGGCAAGGUAUAAAUAAAUAAAUAAAUAAAUAAAAUUGUUGUUGUUGUUGAAUAGGAUGCCCCUAUUUUCAUCAGAGAAAUGUUGGACGGUAUGAAAAACCUUGGAGGAGCUUGCUGGCAUUCAUCUCUGACCAUGGAGGCAGAGCACAGCAGUGUUGCUAGUAUCCCUUGAUUCACCUCCAUGUAUUUAUCUAAUUCUCUUUUAAAGCCACCACUACCUCUUGUGGGAGCCAAUUCCAUAGUCUAGCUGUGCACUGUGUGAAGAAGUGCUUUUUCUAAUCUGUUUUGAAUGCUCCAACAUCCACUAGUCCACAAGUUGUAGUGUUCUGAGACAGGGAAGAAAGCUUUUUCUUAUCCCCUUUCUCUGUGCCAAGCAUAGUUUUAUAAACUUCCAUUGUCACCUCUUACCUGCCUUUUCUCCAAACUAAAAAGUCCCAAAUGUGGCAACCUUUCUUAACAGGAAAUCGCUGCAUCCCUUCAAUCAUUUUGAUCGCCCUUUUCUGUACCUUUUCUGACUGUACAAUUUUCUUUUUGAGGUCAGGUGACCAGAAUGCCUGCUCAGUCUGCUGUCCUGGUGCAACUUCAAGGUCUCCCCUGUUGCUCUCCCUUCUUAGGGUUCUCUCUCCUUAAACCAACUUGGACCACACAGCUCUUUCAAAUAGAGGACUGUCAUAUAUAAAUGUCCGACAGUAAACCUAGGCUACAAAUUCUAAUUUGAAAGAGCUGCAGAAUGCAAAGGAUCGAUUUUCAACCUUAGGUUUGUGUUAUGCAGCCAUCAUCCUUUAAUCCUGGUUCUCAGGCCAAGUGGAUUGGUGUAGAUAAAAUGCAUAAGUGCCGAUUCUGAAAUCAGCUGCAGACUCUAAAUGACUAAAACCUCCUUGCCGCCUAGAUGGAAAUCUCCCACCCUGCAAUGGGAGGCUGGAAGUGAAUAGAAUCUGCAAAAUCCUGAAAUGCUUUGCAAGCACUUUUUAAAACUUUGAGACUUUACAUGCAGAAUCCAAGGAUCAGCAUGUACACACCAAUCCAGCGGGCACGGAUCCUGCUUCCCCCAUUUUGAUUUGGAGCCAGCAGCACUCUGUGGUUGCCAGGAGUGAGUGAACAUCUGUUCUGCAUUGGGAAGCUUGAAACAGUUUUGUUCUUGAAAGAGGCUCACCAGCUCUUGUAAAGUUUGAGGGUACCUGCUUGAAUAACUCAAACACGCUCUAGUGGAGCUUGACAUUUCUCAACCUUACACAAAAUUGUUCUUCCAUUUUCAUCCACUGCAAUCUUCCAAGAACCUCCAUUUUCCUAUAACAAUACAGCAAGACAGCAGCAAAAGCCAUUUAUCAAUCUGGAGUCUUAAAAAAAACAAAAAAACAAACAACCCCAUAUUGUAAAAUAUGCAGGCAUUGCUUGACUCUUUAGCAUUUAUAUAGUGCUUUUGAGCAUUCAGAGCGCAUAAAUAACCCUGCAAAUACAAUCUGUAUCGUUGUCCCCUUGUUGUGGGUGGGACAGCGGAGGCAAAGAGUGGCUUGCCAAAGGCUUCCUUGAAUUGAAAUGGAGGCUUCGCAACCGAAGAGUCAGCCUUUUAGACAACAAGCCACACCAGCCUGCAGUGCUGCCCCUGUGAGGCUGCUGACCUUGUAGAGAGGACAGAUGCAAAGGGGGACAGGGCUGCUGCCCCUUUGAUACCUGUGCACAGAGGAAAGUCCUAGUACGGUACUUGUAGCUUCCAUGAUAAGCUACACUUGCUGAACCCCCUAUAAUCCACUUUGAUUAAAUGCCCUCUUUUUCACUCAGCCACCCUAUGGCCUUGUGGUUGUUCCUCUUCCCAGCCGGCAUGGCCAAUGAUGGGGUGGUGGCAACAUUUGGAGGGCUACAGGUUCAUUACCUCGGUGUAGACUGACUAUUGUCAUAGCAUUUCAUAACUUUUUGGACUAGCGGUUGUAUGGAUACUGCUUAAGUUUGGGGCUUUCAUUAUAAAUGUUUGCUUGUGUUUGCUCAACUGUUCCUUCAACCCAGACUGAAAAAGCCCUAGGGAGGAAUUCAACAGCAUGCUAUGGUGUUUGAUGCAUAAUUUUGCCUUGCCAGAUGGAAUUGUACUUGCUGUUCUGGCAGUUCCCCUGACCCAAUUUCAGGGGGCACAUAAAGGAGGUGAGCAGGGGAAGAAGCUCCAUUGUGCAAGCAGAAGUCCUUGCACAGGGCUUCCACUCUUGGGACUCAGUAACUGAAUCCUGCCCAACUGAACCUCUUGACAGUUGAGCGCAGCCUUGACCAAAACUGACAGGUAUCUUUUAUGUAGCAAAGUAGUAGUGCAUAUUAUAUAUAUCUAUAUAUCUAUAUAUCUAUCUGUAUCAGAUUACUGCACAUAAUAUGCUUGGAGCUCCAUCUUGACUAGGGCUGCUAAGUCUGUUAUGGGUCACAAUCCCAAGUGAAUCCCAUUGCAUUCAGCUGACAAAAGCAAGAAAUGGUGCAAUUGAAGCAAGAAAGCAAAUGGCCCCAUUGGAUAAGGAAUAAUAACAUGAAAGCAAAUUGAGAUAUUCCCUUAAAUUGUUCUGAGAAUUGUUCUGUGAGAGGAUUGUUCUGAUAAUUGUUCUGUGAGAAAUUCCCUUAAAUUGGACUUAACCCCUGGAUGGUUAAGUCCAGUCAAAAGUGACUAUGAGGUGCGGCACACAUCUCGCUUCAGGCCCAGGGAGCCAGCGUUUGUGAACCGAAAGCUUUCCAGGUCAUGUGCCCAGUCUGACUAAACUGUUUCUGACACAACAGAACACUGUGAUGGAAGCCAGAGCACACGAAAACAUCAUUUACCUUCACGCCGCAGUGGUAUCUAUGUACUUGCACUGGUGUGCUUUUGAACUGGUGGGUUGGCAGAAGCUGGGACAGAGCAAUGGGAGCUCACCCUGUCACACAGAUUCGAACCGCCAACCUUCUGAUCAGUAAGCCCAAGAGGCUUAGUGGUUUAGACCACAGCACCACCCACAUUCCUUCAUAAUAACAUAAAGACUUAUUAGUAUCUUAUUAAGUCACAUUCUAAGGCCAUUUUUCAUCAAUUGUUUUGUGUGGGGAUGUUGACAUGGUACAUUAUUUUCAUGUUCUGGAGUUAGGUUGUUGAAAAUGUAUUUGGAUUUCCAGUGUUUACUAUUAUUAUUUAAAAGAUGUAUAGUCCACCCUUAGUUGGUACUGAUACCAGGUAGUGCACAAUCUGAAUAGGGGCACCUCUGAUUUACAAGGAGAUGCUAUCUUCUGUUGAGUUAUUCCUCAGAGGCACUUUUGCGGGUCUUCAGGGUAAAGUAUUUCUCCAGGAUUUCUGAGUAGAUUAGAAGCUUUUGUGAUUGUGGUAGUGCCUUUGAAAGCUUUCUUCAGUUUCCCUAAUACCCAGUAGGCUAAAGAAACCUUUUACAUUUGAAACUGAGCAGCCUCUACGGUUAAUGUCUGUGAUUGGGGAUGAACUUUUUGUUGUCUGGGAAACCAACCCUGGAGUGGGAUCCCUGCAGUUCACAACAGGGAGGUCAAUUGUUUUACCUGAGAGAAAUCAGGGAGGGAAAGUGAAAAGGCACAGGCAUGAAGGUGGGAAGAAAGCCACAAUUCUUCUAAUCAGGAGAGAAAUUACAGUGAGUCUGUUGAGAACUGAGUCCAAGGAGAGUAGUUGUACCUAGAUGUGUGGAAGUGACUUUGGGGGUUUAAGUAAGUGAAGAUGACUGUGUACAAGAUGAUGUCUCCCUUUGCCCAAAUAUUUUGAAUAACAAAUGCCUUUGGGGUGGACUAGGUGACCAUUUGCACCUACAAAGUUAUGCUCCUGCAGCUUGUUGCUAUGUGCAAAGCAACUCUCCGUACAAGGAAAAUGAAGCGACAUAAAACAAAUGAGCACUAUGCCCUAUGGUGGAUUUCCAUGUGCACACCAUUACACCAAACCCACUUUGCCAUGUCAUGAUUCUCACCAAAGAGGUAAACUGGUGAUGCUGCUGCACCGCUUCAGAUUACGAAGCUACAUGGCAGAAUGGGUCUCCAUGCAAACAAACUAAAAACACUAUUAAUUUAUUACUUGUGUUUUUAUACCACCUUUAAUUAUAUUCCGAAAGGUUAGGCUAGGCACCUACUUUUCUGGGGAGCAGGGAGAGAGAAUUUUGACUGGAGUUCCUCCCACCCUCCAGUUUGAUGCCAUGCAGUCCAAAACCCACAAGUUAGCCACCGUGGUGAGGAAGUAGACACCAGCAGUCUUCAUCAGCAUCUUAAACAACCUUCAGCCUUUUUGGACCCAUGUUCAGUACUUCAAGACCCACGUUUUAGCAUCUAUUUGUAUAGUGGUAAUUCUGCUCUCUCAAGCCACCUUAGGUCAAGCUGCAACCCUGUAGAACAGGUGUGGCUAACCUGUGGGCCUCAAGAUCUUGCGGAACUCCAGCUCCCACCAGGCCUAGCCAGCAUGACCACGAUGUGAGUUGUAGAUCAACAAUACACGGUGGACCACAGGGAUGCA